This is a messenger RNA of Topomyia yanbarensis, 3162 nucleotides long. RefSeq names its product armadillo repeat-containing protein 8-like. NCBI's taxonomy places the organism in Eukaryota, Metazoa, Arthropoda, Insecta, Diptera, Culicidae. Gene Ontology annotation, cellular component: GID complex. Gene Ontology annotation, biological process: proteasome-mediated ubiquitin-dependent protein catabolic process. The transcript is spliced from 10 exons. Gene Ontology annotation, molecular function: protein binding. Bases 117 to 2069 code for a protein of 650 amino acids. The record is from RefSeq and is a predicted model, not a curated record.
AAAAAUAAAUUGCGUGUGUUUUGACUUUGUGACGAUUUGUCAGUUUUUCUCACUUUAAUCGGUAUUAAGUGCGCUAUUUUCAGCCGAAAAGUAGUACCAACCGCGCCAGAUAAAAUAUGGAACCGUUUGCAUGUUUUAUGGACGUUGAAAAUUCUCGGUCCUAUAUUGACGAGUUAUACUCGGAGGAUACGUACAAAUGCCAAGAGGCUAUUGUAUGUCUAAAGAACGCCGUUAUUGGAUCCAACAAGAAGAAAGGUUCUGUCAUUUCUCAGGGUAUCGUUCCCAGAUUGAUUUCCUUGUUGCGUGAUGAAACCAAAGCACCCAACUUACGAUUAGAUGCGGCCAUCGUAAUUGGUUCGUUGGCCAAAGGAACAGAAUCUCAGGUGCAUUCAUUGAUUUAUUAUGAGACGGUUCAGGUGCUGUUAGGAAUCGUGGUCAAUCCUAACACUGAAAGGCGCCUAAUGGAGACAUGCUUGGGUGCCCUGAAAACCGUCCUUCAGUACCCGUUUGCACCAAUUGAAUUGCUGCAUUCUAACAUAGGAAAUCUGGUUCGAUUGAUUCAUCUCGCUUGCCCAGAGAGCUCCAUUCAGUGUCAGGUGUAUGUGGCAAAUAUUUUUGUACCGUUGUGUCACUCGUCCCACCAGCAGAAAAAUCUUUGCCAGGCCAACGUAAUUCCGUUCCUAGCACGGUUGAUGACUAGCCAACUCACUAUCCUUCAAGUACCUGCCCUCAAGUGUCUCGCGGCAAUGUGCUUCACUAACAAGUACGUAUCGGACAUAGUGUGUCUGACUUGCCAUGAAAAUCGCUCGAUACUAGACAUUCUGACGGAACUGUUAUCGAGAACACGCGACGUUCAAAUUCAGUUAUCAGCCAGUCGUUGUUUGACCUACCUGCACCGGUCGGGCUCGUUGCGUGCGGAUGACUAUAGAAUCGUCUAUAAAACACUACCCAGCUUGGCACGGCUCUGUUCAGUGGACUUCGAAGAAGAAACACGAGCGACGGCAGCCGAAACAUUGGCAUAUUUGGCUGAGAUUGACUCUGAACUGCAGCGUCUGGCGGCCAUCAGUAAUCAUUUGAUUUGUUCGCUUGCAAGUUUGAUCCGCUGUCCGUCGCCAUUGUCGCGCCAGGGAGCGUUCCGAUGUUUCGCUUCACUCGCCGCAAACGACGAGGACAUACGGAAGCGAAUCAUCGAGAUGGACGGACUGAUGGAGGAAGUACUGAACGGAUUGAAAGACACAUGUCCAGAGGUUCGACUCUCCGCGGUCCGGUGUCUCCAUUCGUUGUCUAGAUCGGUGCAAUUACUGCGAACAACGUUCCAGGAUCAUUCGGUGUGGCGCCCUCUGAUGGAUCUGUUGGUUGGUGAACCUUCCCUAGAACUGUUAACCGUGGUCACGUCGACUAUUUGCAAUCUGCUGUUGGAGUUCUCACCUGCAAAAGAACCAAUGCUUGAAUCGGGCGCGGUGGAGAUGUUAAGUGAACUGACCAAACAUAGUGACCCGGCACUUCGAUUAAAUGGCAGCUGGGCACUUAUGAAUAUGGCUUUCCAGGCCGAACAACACGUCAAGUCGAAAAUAAUCAACACGUUAGGUACGGAUCGGAUAUUCCAACUGUUGGGCGAUUCGGAUGAGCGUGUGAUAAUGAAAACCCUAGGGCUGUUGAGGAACCUACUGAGCAAUACUCUGCACAUCGAAAUCAUUAUGUCGGAGCACGCAUCGGAGGUGUUACGGGCGGUUAAUCUAGUCCUGGAUGGACCCCAUCCGCCUGAAGUGAAGGAGCAAGCUUUAAUAAUUAUAAGUAACAUUACGGCCGGUGCACGUGAUAAAGAUUACGUGCUUGAGGACGAAAAUAUUCUUAAGAAAAUUAGAGAGUUUUUGGUCGUGUCUGACAAUAAACUGCAGAUGGGAGCUGUGUUCGUAGUGCGAAACCUUAUGGACAAAAGCGGGAGGCAAAAAAUGCUGCGAGAAUCGGGAAUUCUGGAGAAUUUAGAACAACUAUUGCAUAUGACACCCCGAGACUCACAGUUCUAUGAAGAAUUGCUACACUACACAGCAUACGGCAGGAGAUUUUAAGGUUCGACUUCUCGGACGAGCACUGAGUUUGUCCCUCUAGUGUCUAUCAACACAAAAACAACAACCACCACCACCACAACAACUAUCACCAUUACCAUCGUGGAUCCAUUGUUGACGUGUUGUUUGCAACUGUUGGAAUAAUGGUUAAAAGUAUCUUCCUCUAUUGCUGCCACAAGCUGUGGCUAUUUCUCUUAGCUCGAUAUGCCCGCAGUAGCAACAGGUGUCACUACGAAUCGUAACGAGGUGUCCCUGAGCCUGCUGUAACUUCCAAAAUUGCAAAUUUUGGAACGAUGGGAGAUGUCGUUUGGCAGCAAUGUUUGUUAAGUUUAUUCUAAUUUUAUUAAUUUAUUUAGUAUCUGUGAACAAACACAACACGUGACUAGGCUGGCACGAGAGAUGCAUUUUGUUCGGUAGCAGAUGAUCUUGUUGAAUAGUUUAGUUUAUUUGUUUCCAAAUUUUGACCGUGAAACGAUUCUGAAACCGGGCUCUAAUCAAUUUUGCUCUCUCGCCGUCAGUCCGAUAUAUUGUAGAGUGCGAAAAUCAUAUUGUAUGUAUAUGGACACACAAAUUGUAUAUAUUUUCAACUUCAAUUCAGUGUAACUCAGAAACUUAGACUGGAAAGCGGAAACUGAGAGUUUUUGCUAUAAAAUCACGUACUGAUGCAUGUACUUGUAAGAAUGAAUGAGAACAGGAAUGUCAUUACAUAGUGGACCGCAUGCUUUAUUGAAAAAAAUGCGUACACCAAGCAGAUAGAUCCUUCCAACGCAAUUAAUGAAAUUUAAGUCACAAACGAAAGCACGGUGUCAAAAGGCAUUUAGUAGGAACGAAACCAAGUUUAUAAUUUGUUUUUUUUUUUACUGUGGGGCAGACUAUGAGUAUGCCAAAAUCAGUUAGUCUGUGCGAUUUUCGUGUCCUACAAAAACUCUAGAUAGCCCCAUAACAGCAUGUACAUAAUGGAAAUUGUUAUUUGUUUAAUUAUCGAGGCUGACGUGAAUUAUCUCCUAAAAUCUUUGAUAUACCUGUUCCGUAAAGAUCCAUAAUAAUAGGGACACAGAGAUGUGAAAUAAAUCCAGUGAUCAAAUUAUUAUUAAAA